Messenger RNA from Homalodisca vitripennis (glassy-winged sharpshooter), 708 nucleotides. RefSeq names its product neprilysin-2-like. Gene Ontology annotation, molecular function: metalloendopeptidase activity. NCBI's taxonomy places the organism in Eukaryota, Metazoa, Arthropoda, Insecta, Hemiptera, Cicadellidae. Gene Ontology annotation, biological process: protein processing. The annotation marks the transcript as partial. Gene Ontology annotation, cellular component: plasma membrane. The record is from RefSeq and is a predicted model, not a curated record. The transcript is spliced from 5 exons.
AGAAUCCUGAAUUACAUGGAUCCGUCUGUCAGGCCCUGCGAUGACUUCUACAAAUUUGCUUGCGGGAAAUUCCUGGAAUCUGCAGAACUACGUGAUUAUUUGUCAAGUAACUUUUCGUUCAUCCAAGUAGACGAAAUAGUGGAAGAUCAGUUGAAGGCUAUCCUUUUCGAAGAGUCAACACCAGAUGAACCUAACCCAUACAAGACAAUGAAACAUUUGUUUUCACUGUGUUUGGAUGAAGACAAGAUAGAUGCCAGAGGAGUAAGUCCAGCGGUCUCUAGGCUGGAGGCUGCUGGAGGCUGGCCGGUGCUGGGAAACUGGAGCCACUUUGGCUGGAGCUUCUUGGACACAGAAAUACGACUGAGAAACCUCUCUAUCGGUGGCGGAAGUCUCUUCCAGAUAUACGUAUCCGUAGAUCUAAAGAAUGCCAGCAAACGUGUCAUCCAGAUUGACCAGGCCGUCUUGGGACUGUCACGGGAGUUUCUAGUGAAGGGGCUGAGUAACCCCAUAGUCCAGGCCUACUACAGUUACAUGGUGGACAUAGCGGAGAUGUACGGGGCAGAUAGACGUCUGGCACAAGUGAAACUCAACGAGAGCUUAAUGUUCGAGAUAGAGCUAGCAAAGAUAACAAUACCACAAGAACAAAGGCGGGAAUUGGAACGCAUGUACAAUUCCUACGACCUGGAAGACCUAAAUAACAGAAUUCAA